Molecule: messenger RNA, 1908 nt
Organism: Fomitopsis serialis
Lineage: Eukaryota; Fungi; Basidiomycota; Agaricomycetes; Polyporales; Fomitopsidaceae
Product: FAD dependent oxidoreductase
Exons: 5
Coding region: 246-1796 (516 amino acids)
Cellular component (GO): cytoplasm
Molecular function (GO): oxidoreductase activity
Source: RefSeq, a predicted model, not a curated record
GUCUACAUAUGCCACCAUCGUGGCCCCGGCCUACCACUGCGACGCCCCGCCCUGACUCUUUCUCUUUGCCUUGCGCCUUGCUGCUGGCCGAAUUUGCCUGAAGGGAUUAAUUGAUAAACACGCGAAGUGCUCGCCGCAGACGGCAUAUAUGAGGUCUAGGCUGUUCACCAUGAGUCACGGUCCACGGCAACGACGGUCUCCCGUCCUGGCUUUCCAAGGCUUUGCUCAUUGUCUGGUCGGAGAACAUGGCUUUCCAGAGGCUCUCUGGCUUCUGCCUUAUGCUGGGCAUGACUCUAGCAGCGUUGCCUGUCAUAACGAACGCUCUUGCCGACUCGCAGCGCACCCUCGAGCUGCAGGUCGAACGCGAGCGCGCUCCUCUGCCAGCAGCUAACUGGACGAAGUCUUUCUGGAUAAACACACCAGGCGCAAAUCCCCUCGCUGGCGAAGGCAGCGAGGGCCCGCUCACGGAUGACGCCGAUGUAUGCAUCAUUGGCAGUGGACUCACAGGUGUGUCGGCGGCGUAUCACUUGGGCAAGCAGCUAGAGAGCAGCGAUCGCGGGGAGCAGCUGAAGGUUGUUGUACUGGAUGCUAGAGACUUUUGUGCCGGGGCGACAGGUAUGGUAUACCGAUCCGCUGUGAACGGCCUACUGAAUAAUGACAUCCGAAUCAGGACGCAACGGCGGGCACUUGUCUCUAUUGCUUUCAACAGCUUCAAUCUUGCAUCGCAGAGGUUCGGCACAGAUGAAGUCUUGCGAUGGCUCGCCCUCGAGCGUCAUACUGUCACUGAGAUUGUGAAGAUCGUCGAGGAGCAUGGUUUGGAGGAAGCAGUGGAUCUGGUCAACAGCGGGAGGAUAGAGCUUUUGAUCACUCCGGAGGAACUGGCGGAUGCGCAAGCCGACUACAAGGCAGCCAGGGCUGCAGGCGCAAACCUUGAUGAUGUCCAAUGGUUGACAGAGAGCGAGACAUUCGGGUCGUCGUACCCUGGCUAUCUCCACACUGGCUACAAUAUAUGGCCCCUCAAGUUCGUUACCGAGCUUUACAAGCUUGCCGCUGCUUCCUCAGCUCUGAACCUCACCCUGCAUACGCGCACGCCCGUCACCUCCAUCACGCCUUCCAACAAUUCUUCUGCGUCGUCUUCGUCACGCCCUUGGACGCUGAGCACUCCCCGCGGGUCCGUUGCAUGCACGCGCAUCAUCCACGCCACAAACGCUUAUGUCUCACACCUACUCCCACAUAUGCGCGGACCCACAGGCGUGAUACCCGUCCGCGCACAGGUUAUGGCUCUACGUGCCGCUGUACCUGUCGAGUCUAUCUCGCGGCAUGCAUGGACGGGCAACGAAGGCUUCGAGUACUGGUUCCCGCGUCCGUUGGAUGAAGGCCAGGAACACCCGUUGGUUAUCAUAGGCGGCGGACGAGACGCAACGGGGCCAGAGUACGAGUUGUAUGUAGCUGACGACUCCACAAUCAAUGCGAGGGCGGGAGCUGCAAUCAGGAAGUUCCUGCCUGCGUUGUUCCCCGGCAAGUACGAGGAAGGGCGCGAACCGGAAAUGGAGUGGACGGGAAUCAUGGGAUACACAGCUAACAGCGAUCCGUUUGUGGGGCCCGUCGUCGAUCCUUCCAGUCCUACGGACAACUACGAAGGCCAGUUCCUUUCUGCAGGGUACAGUGGACACGGCAUGCCGCGUGCAUUUGCUUGUGCGGAAGCCUUAGCCCAGAUAGUUGCGGCGGAGAUUAUGGGCAAGUCCUGGUCUCCACCGGAUUGGCUACCCAGACAUUACCUUACACAGUCGUUGUAAGACUGCAUACGAAGCGCGAUGUAUCAGAUUUGUUGUAUGCCGUGAUAAGAUUCGCUGCUGCGCUCUCAAGGUCUGACAACUUGAAGGCAGUUGUCCACCACAGAAGCAGAUA